Messenger RNA from Chiloscyllium plagiosum (whitespotted bambooshark), 6435 nucleotides. Lineage: Eukaryota; Metazoa; Chordata; Chondrichthyes; Orectolobiformes; Hemiscylliidae. The record is from RefSeq and is a predicted model, not a curated record.
UAGAAGAAUGAGGUGUAAUUUUGUUGAAACAGAAAAUUCUGAAGGGGCUUACCUUUGAAUUUUCUUUUUAAUAAUGGUGUGCAGUUUCAAGGUAAUCAUUCAGGACUGAGGAGAAAUUUAUGAAUCUAUGUAAUUCUAUGCCCACACAGCCAAAUGCACCAACAUUGAAUAAAUUUAAGGCUCAUUGGAUAAAUUUAGAACUGUGUGGAUUUUUUUCACUUCAGAAUUGAGAAAUGUGGUUGGGAAAGAUGGUAUUGAGGCAAAAGAUUAGUCAUGGAAUAUUGAAUGAUACAGCAGGCCCAAAAAAACCACCUACCUAUUACUCUUGCUUCUUAUUGUCUUAAGCCACAUAAAAAUAGACCAGGAAUCUUGUUUCUUUCCCUAAAAUGCGGAACCAGGUUGGAUGUUACAGUAAUACAUAAACUUAUAAGAUCCUUUUAUUGGCACCAAUUUUGUAUUUCCAGACUUGUUUUGCUUUUGGAAGCUCAGUUCAGAUCCUCGGUCUACUGUGAUGGGAUUUGAACCCUUAUAUAUUGGGAUUGCCCACUCAUGGUCAUUUCAGUGAUUGAUGACUGAGUCUGAUUUGGAGAGUUCUGGGCCACUAACCGUAAGAAUUGGAGCAGAAAUAGGGUGUUGGGAGCAGAUUCUGUCAUCGGUUCAAAGGAAAUUGAAUACAUGAAAAGGAAAGCUUUUGCAAGGUUAAGGGAGUAGUUUGAGUGGUCAUCUCCUCUGAUCUCCAAAAGCCUAAUUGGACAAUCGGGAGAAGAUCCAAAGCAGCCUGAUUUUCUUUUCACUCUCCCCACCCCAAGAAGCAUCUAUUGAUGGAGUUUGUUGAAGAAGGUCUCAAUGGUUGGAAAGGGUGUGAAGCGGAAGCGCCAUGCCGAUGGGGGUCUGGAUUCCUGUCAGAACCUUGCUGACUGUCCGGAGUCCUAUAGCCUCAAGCGGCAGCUGGUACUCAACACCUCCCUGAAUAAGAUGCAGAAUGGGCGGGCACUGCCGGAGCUCAGCCUUCGGCGCACUGUCCUGAUUGCUAACACCCUGCGGCAGAUCCAAGAAGAGAUCCGGCUGGAAAGCAGCCAGCUGGCAUCUGCCAUGGCCUUGGAUUCUGGGUGUUCGGAAUUAGGCAGCCAACGGGAUGUCCCACCUUCGCGGCUGACAACUGAGAGCCACCCCGCUGGAUUCGGCGAUGGCCUUGAGGACUUUACAUCUGCUGCUUCUGAUGAGGACCACUCCCUCUCCUCUGCUAUCAACUCCAUCCUCCGGGAUCUUGACAUCAUUGUUGAUGAAAGCCCUUCACCUUCAAUCCCACAGGACAAUCUGGGCCUGCCAGAAGCAAUGGACACAGCAGCAGAAGACUGGAACAAAGAGGAAAUCCAGUCCACAGAGCCCUGUAGACCUUUGGAGUCAGUUUUUGGCAGCUUUGAAAUCAUGAGCUCUAGUUACCUUGUAGGUGUGACCUUGGAUGACCUUUUUCUUGACAUUGACACCUCUGUGUGUGACUGCGAUGUGGCUACAGUGGGGCCGGCUCCCAGUGGCCGUGCAGUGCCCCCUGGUGUGGCUGAUGACCUGGCUAAGACUUUCACCUCAUGCAAUUCCUCUUCUUCAUUGGGAGCCAGUCCAACUUUAAGAACUGACCUGAAUGACCUGGAUCACAUCAUGGAGAUCCUGGUCAGCUCCUGAGGAGCUACCUCACUGUGACAGGCUACUGACUGACUUCUGCAAGCCAAAGACACACCCCCUCACUUUCGAAGGGCAGCAAUGCUGGCGCAGUCCUGUUGCUCACUUUCUACUCAGGGCUCCAUAUCAACAUGGAGCAGUGUUUCAGAUCAAUGUAUAUGAUUCGGGGAGUUAGGGGCUGUAAAUAAAUGUAAUUUUUUAUCUAUUGGUUUUGGCCCUACCAACAUCAUCGAACAAAUGCCUCCGGGCAGCUGCACAGGGCCUUAUGAGAACAGAUCAAAGUUACUCCUUAUUGUAUCCUAAAAAUAAGGUUGAACAUUUUUUUAAAAAAUUAAUCAUAGUGCUCUAAGUGUGUGUGUAUUGUGUGACUUCUGCUUUUUUUCCAAAAUCUGGAUUUGAAGAUUUUUUGUUUUUAAAUUGAGAUUAUACAAAGGAAGAGUUGUCUUUUUGAGCCUCCCUCCAUUUUGAAUGCAAAGUCAUGCAUGUCAUGUUAAUUGCAAGGGAACUGGAAUGAAGCUGCUGCUGGAAUAAAGCCAUUGACUCAUAUUCUGACUCUACAAUGCAGUUACAAGGGAGGUUCACCAGGCAGGUCCUAACCUUAUCCAAAGUGGUUGUGGUUUUAGACCUGUGGCUUUAUCGAUAUUUUUAAUAAGCCUGUUCAGACCCUAUGAUGCACUUCUGGAGCAGGUGAUCUGAACCUGGGCAUUCUAGCCUAGAGGUAAGAACACUUCCACUGCAUCACAGGAGUCUCCAGACCAACAGCUUCACACUGUUGCCUGCCAGAUGAAUGUGGAUUUCAGGUAGUGUUUAAUUGCUGCAGUUUUCAACUGAGCAAAGAGGGCUAGGCUCUAGAUGUCUUGCUGUUGUUCCAAAAUAUGACACUUAUUGUCCAGCUUUUGAGACCAGAUUUUUUAUUUUACACCCCUUCUCCCCACCCAUGCUCCAAACUUGCACUGUGGAUUUUGAUCUGUUAAAGAGCUUGGAAAGUUAACUGUGUUGAAUCUCAGCCCCAGUCAUCCUGCUGCUGUGGUCCAGAGCAGUCCUAUGCCUUAAUUCUGUUCCUUACAUUGGGAAUCUGGUGGCUGCCAACCUUUCACCUGCAAGCCUCCUUAUCUCCUAAGGAUUCUGAUCUGAAUGGAGUUGUUUACAUUGUCAGCUGCGUAUCUUGCCUUUUCUGAACUUGAACUUGCCAUCCGCUACUGAUGUGGAGGAUAAUGGCUGAAGGUAGACAGUUUGGAGUUCCUUAGUGUGUGACAGGAAUGAAAAUGCCCUUGUCUUCUAAAACGUUUUAACAGUGAACUAGCCAGCCCAAUGGAUAUGGUGUAGAGGUGCUACAGUGAUUCUGUACUGAUAUUUACUUGCUAUUUGUGUUUUUGACUGCUUCAGCAUGUUGUUAAUCUUUAUCUGCAGUAUAUAAAGCUGUCAGAUACGAAUUUCACAGGGUGGAACAACUUAAAUUGCUUUGGAUUUGACAUAGUUUUCGAAGCACCAUUCAGUAUUGUUUAGUAAUUUUUAAAAUGUCUUGAUUUUCUGAUACAGGUAGAUAUUCAGAGCAUGGACACAGCUGUUGAAGGUUGAGGUCCCCUUUUAGUUUUAUAAGCGAAGAUAGGUUAAAUAGCCAUAUUAAUUGAUUGGUAUUUAAUGACCGCACUGUAGGCACAGUUAAAUAUUCUUAAAUCUCUGUUUCAUGAAAGCACAUUGCGUGGAACAGAGUUUUAUAGUAUUGAGUUAACUUUUUGUACUGUGUAUAUGCCACUUAAUUUGUACUGUGUUUAUUUUUCAUGGGGGAUGGUUCAGAUGAAAUAGGUAUGGACUGGGGUGGAGGGGAGGAGGUAGGGCACACAAAGUUCCAAGCCAGUCCUAGCAUUAUCCAUUUCACAAGGCAAAGUUUUUUUUUAAAUGAGAGUAUCAUUUAGCCAAUGCUCCCAGUUCAUGUACUUUUCUUCCCUAAAGGGGAAAUUUGAAAUUUAAUGGGAGCGUCCAAUAAGGGUGAUUUUAUAACUUCGGUAACAUGAAUUUUGUGUGGCAGUGAUCACAAAUCAUGAUGCAACCAAGGUGCUUUUUAACACUAAGUGUGGAAAGAAGCCUCCAACAUAAGAAAUGAUCAUUAGUAAGUUUGGUCCGUAAUCAUGCAGGUUGCUGAACUGAUGCAUGCACUUGAGAUUCUGGUUGGUGGCUUUACUAUGUUGUUAGGGUUCGUCGAGUUAUUCCUACAGGCUGCAAUGUUUACCCCACCCUCUCCCAAAUUUUAACUUUAGACAAUUUAUAUUCCGUACUCUAGGGCAGUACAGUUUGAUCAUUUUUCAGAGGAUGAAGCAGUGGAGAAACCAGUUGCAUGCUUUUGAUUUUUUUUUUUGCUUAUUUUGUCACUUUAUAUAGUAUUGAUUUUGCACCCAGUAUCUUAGGAUACUGAGCAGAUAAUGUGACUUAUUAAUUUUUUUUCUUCCUUCUACCAGUUUUCUCUCUCACUCUCUGUUUCUGCAUUAUGAAUUCUUGUGUAUGAUGUCCUAUGGCUUGAAUCUUCAGUCCUAUUUAAGCCAUGCUUUGAUUGUAUAACUUUGUAUUCCACCUUCCAGAGAAUUUUUAAAAAUCCUCCACACAUCAUGCACCCUCCCAUGGAUGACUGCUUUUGUAUCAUUUUAUACAAAUUAAUUUUAUAGUGGUGGUUUUGAACUUUUAACCCGAAGUAUGGUUUCUGCCAUUCUGUUAGCUGCAGCACCUGAUGUUUAGUUUCCUAUUUAAUUGCCCACUGGUGAAUACCACUCUCAUUUCAUUGUUCAAACUUUGAGAGCUUUUGACACCUUAAGUAUAAGUACUGGGUCUUGGGGAAUAGUGGUGUCACCACCUCUAGGCCAGAAAGUUUGGGUUCAAUUUCUGUCUCUCCUGGAAAUGUCAGAACAUGCCUGAACACAUUAAUUAAAACUCUAUUUUUUUGAGACUUAAAAAUGUGGUGCCCUGUUUAGCCUCCUUGCUGGAUUGAGAACUGCUUCCCAAGUUGGAAGGACUGCACACUUAAUGCCUGUCCCUAGUGUUUGCUUUAUUCUAUGCAAGUUUAACCUCACUGAAAUGAUUGCUUUAAUUUUUUUUAUGUAGUUAUGGAUAAAGGUUUAUGCUUUCACCUUCCCCUAGGCCACGCUUCAGUUUGGAUAUUUAAGAAAUAAAACGGUUGCAAAUAUUUUAAAAGUUUUCACAUUUGUUAAUGGUGCAGUGAAGUGUUCUGUGGGGUUGUCCAGUAGAACUGUUAAGGUAGGGUACACCUUGUACACAUUUUAAAAAAUCUUGUAGUGGGAAUUAAAUUACUGAUUAUGGGAGUGUAGAAUUGGAGAAGGUGAGCAGGAGUCUGCUGUUAAUGGAUGCUUUUGGGAAUAUGAUUAAUUGUUGGUUUAACAAUUGGGGAUUGGCAGUGCUGAGAAUAACGUUGCAGGCUAGCAAGUGUGGAAGAAUGCUCCCUGUUUUGUGCAUCUGGUCCAGGUUGCUUACACUGACCUAGCUUGUCCUGUGCCAAGGUGGCUGUAGAUCAUAUUGUUUCUGGAAUGCGCCUUCCGAUUGUGCAUUUAUGAUUAAUGGCCCAGGAACUGGAGAGGGUGGGUAUGUUGUAAUAAUCUUGUAUUCAGUUGCGAUACGUCUGCAACAUUUACCCCUGGAGGCCAACAGCCAAGCUUGUGGAAACACUCAACAAAUCAAUCAAAAAAGAGAUGGUCAGGCCACUGUUUCUGUAGGACUGCUGGCUGAUCAAUCUCUUUCCCAUUCUGUCCAAUGCGUGUGUUCAUAUUCCUUUUUUGCCCUGGGUGGUAAAAGCUAACUCGACUAUCCAGAAUCUGAACUUCAAAUUGAGAAGUUAACAGUUAUCUUUAAUUGCAAAACAAGGGUCACAAACUGUAGAACACUUCAAGCUAACUUACUAUGGAAUGAUAGUUUUGAUUAUGUCAGUUCAAUACUGGAGAAAGCAGGGGGUUUGAAAAAGACUUUGUUUGUGUGUAUGUAUUAAAAAGACUAUCUUGUUAAGGGAAAAUUAUGUGAAUUUUAUUUAAUGAUAAUAGUUAUAUAUUUAUGGAAAUGUUUAAUGCUGGAAGAUUUGAUUUAAUGCAGUAAGUCCUUUAGAGUGAAAUUACACAUCUACCUGUAAACAGUUCCACACGAACCCAGCACAACUGUUCAACACAGACUUCUGGGGAAUAGCAGUGAACUCGAGAGGUUUUAAUUUGGUUGCAGUUUCUCCUGUCUGAGUGGCGCUGAUAUGCUGAGGUCUGGAUGUACAGGGACUAACUGUGCUCUAGAUUCUUCCUGCAUGACACCUGCCUGUUCAGAGAGGGGUUGAUGCAACUCAUUGAUCUAUUUGCACCUCGUGUUCUCACACAUGCACUUUCCAGUAAAGGUUGCCGAACAGUGAUCUAGCAUGGAACUCUUUACCACCACAAAAGCCUUGAAUAUUAAGGUUUCCUACCACUGUGAGGGGAUUACUUAUGCCCCUAUCUGUUUAAACUGGCUAGCCAGUGUCUCCAGCUCCAAAGUCUGUUCAGUGCUUGUACCUGCAAGUACACCUUGUUUCCUCAUUGGGGUGAGGAUUGUAAAAGGAGCAGUCAUUCUGGAUGUGUGAGGUGCUUGUUAUUUAAGCUGCUAAUGCAGGACCUGGUUGGUACCAGCAGUGUGCUGUGGUUUAGUGUGUCAAGCAGACUGUGGUGCUGCUCAAUUUCUAUGCAAUUACUGUCCAAUGAAAAUGCAGGUAUUUACAUUUUCUUAAAAUAAAAAUUUUAAACA